This is a messenger RNA of Phragmites australis (common reed), 3295 nucleotides long. RefSeq names its product calcium-dependent protein kinase 1. Gene Ontology annotation, cellular component: 90S preribosome; nucleolus. The record is from RefSeq and is a predicted model, not a curated record. Gene Ontology annotation, molecular function: calcium ion binding; ATP binding; protein kinase activity. The transcript has 9 exons. The coding region runs from base 88 to 3075 and encodes 995 amino acids. Gene Ontology annotation, biological process: endonucleolytic cleavage in ITS1 to separate SSU-rRNA from 5.8S rRNA and LSU-rRNA from tricistronic rRNA transcript (SSU-rRNA, 5.8S rRNA, LSU-rRNA); protein phosphorylation. NCBI's taxonomy places the organism in Eukaryota, Viridiplantae, Streptophyta, Magnoliopsida, Poales, Poaceae.
GCCUGGGGAGCUUCCUUUCGCAAAACCCUAACCCGAGCUACUCCGCCGCCGCCGCCGCCGGCCGCGAAGAAGUCGUCGCUGGAGAAGAUGGGGAAGGGGAAGGAGAAGGAGAAGAAGGCGCUGGACAUCCUCGGGGGGUCCGAUGACGACUCCGACGGCGGCGGGGAGGACCUCUCGAAGAUUCAGAUCAACGAGGCGUACGCGCGCCGCUUCGAGCAUAACAAGCGGCGGGAGGCGCUGCAGCGCCACGAGGAGCGCAAGAAGCGGGGCCUGGUCGCCGACUCCGACGACGAGGAGUCUUCCGAAGAGGAUGACGACGAGGAGGGCGAUGACGCCAUCGCCUCGCGCCGGGUCGACCGCCGCGUGUUCGAGGUGAUCCGCCGCAUCCGCAGCGGCGACCCCCGCAUCCUCGACAAGGACGCCAUGGUGUACUCGUCUUCGUCGGAGGACGAGGCCGGCGAGGAGGAGGAGUCCAAGCAGGGGAAGGCCAAGAAGGAGAAGCCUUUGUACCUGAAGGACGUGAACGCCCGCCACCUGCUCGAGGAGGGCCCCGAGUUCGGGGCGCAGAACAACCGGAGCAGCAAGUACGACAGGAUUGCGUACGACGAGCACCAGAAGAAGGGGCUUGAGGCAUUCCUUGAGGCGGAGAAGAAGGUUUUCGGCGAUGGUAAUGACGACGACGACGAAUUGUUCCAUCAGAAGCCAAAGGGCGGAGCCGGUGACAACGACGAAGAGGAUGACGAGGAGGAGAAGCAGGCGAAGGAGCUGGCGGGUGAGGUUUUCGGCAAGGAUGAGGAGCUUGACGAGAACGAGAAGUUCUUGAAGGAUUUCUUCCUCAAGAGGCCGUACCUUGAGUCAGGGAAGGAGAAUAAGUCUUUUCUGGAUGAUAUCCAGGAGUUGUCGGAGGAAGAGGAGCUCGAAAAGCAGGAACAAUACGAAGCUGCUUAUAACUUCCGGCACGAGGAGGCUGCAGCAUCUGGGGAAGUGGUGCCAGACCGGGUAAUGGGACAUUCGAGGGUUGUUGAGGGGUCAGUGAGGAAGAAGGAGAGCAGUAGGAAGCAGCAGCGGAAGAGCAAGGAGGAGCGGAUAGCUCGUGCCAAGCAGGAGCAAGCGGAGGAGCUGAAGCAUCUCAAAAAUUUGAAGAAGAAAGAGAUUGCAGAGAAGCUUGAGAGGAUCCGGAUGAUUGCGGGGAUUGAUGGGGAUGCUGUUUGUAAGCUCGGGGCUGAUGACUUGGAGGAGGAUUUUGAUCCGGAGGAUUAUGACAGGAAAAUGCAGGAGAUGUUUGAUGACAGUUACUAUGAGGCUGACGAUGUUGAUCCUGGGUUUGGAAGUGCUGAGGAGGUGGACUUGGACAAACCGGAUUUUGACAAGGAAGAUGAAUUGCUUGGGCUGCCAAAGGGCUGGGCUCUUGACCAAUCUAAAGAAGGGUCUAGCGCCACUGAUGAGAAAGCUACAAAAGGGAAGAUCUCUCUCAAGGACAAGGUGGAGCUUGAGAAGGAGAUGGAAGAGUACUACAAAUUAGACUAUGAGGACACUAUUGGAGAUCUGAAGACUCGGUUCAAGUAUAAGCAGGUUCAGCCCAACGGUUUUGGUCUGAGUACCCAAGAGAUAUUGGCAUCAGAUGACAGGGAUCUCAACCAGUAUGUUUCCAUGAAGAAGCUAGCACCUUAUAGGGAGAGUGAAUGGAAGGGGAGUGAGCAACAAGCGUCAAAGGGUGGCCUCCCAAUGUGGAAGCAGGUAUCCAUCUCCGACGCACUGCUCACCAACGAGAUUCUCGUCAUGAGGAGGAUAGUUGAGAACGUCGCGCCACAUCCCAACGUCAUCGGCCUGCAUGAUGUGUAUGAGGAUGCACAUGGUGUGCACCUGAUCCUUGAGCUGUGCUCCGGUGGUGAAUUGUUCGACAGGAUAGUGGGGCGUGACAGGUACUCAGAGUUCGAUGCGGCUGCUGUCGUUCGUCAGAUUGCUAGGGGGUUGGAGGCACUUCAUAAGGCAAACAUCAUACACAGAGACUUGAAGCCAGAGAAUUGCCUGUUCUCUGACAAAAAUGAGGAUUCCACAUUGAAGAUCAUGGAUUUUGGUUUGAGUUCUGUUGAAGAUUUCAGUGACCCGAUUGUGGCGCUGUUCGGGUCGAUAGAUUAUGUUUCGCCAGAAGCUCUCUCGAGGCAAGAGGUUUCAGCUGCAAGUGAUAUGUGGUCUGUUGGGGUAAUUCUGUUUAUUCUUUUAUCUGGAUGCCCACCAUUUCACGCUGCAACUAAUCGAGAAAAGCAGCAAAGGAUCCUGCAAGGGGAAUUCAGUUUUCAGGACCAUACAUGGAAAAGAAUAUCUUCACCAGCCAAAGAAUUGAUUUCCAGUCUUCUUUCUGUCGAACCUUACAAGAGGCCAAGAGCGAGUGAUCUUCUGAGGCAUCCUUGGGUAAUAGGAGACUGCGCAAAGCAAGAUCUCAUGGAUGCAGAGGUCGUAUCAAAAUUGCAAAGGUUCAAUGCUAGACGGAAAUUGCGGGCAGCAGCAAUAGCCAGUGUCCUUAGCAGCAAGGUGGCAUUGAGGACAAAAAGGCUGAGGAACCUUUUAGGAACCCAUGACCUUACCUCAGAGGAGCUAGAUAAUCUGCGGGUUCAUUUUGCACGAAUAUGUGCAGAUGGGGAGAAUGCUACACUGGCAGAGUUUGAGCAGGUGCUAAAAGCGAUGAAAAUGGACUCGCUGAUUCCUCUAGCCCCGCGUGUAUUUGAUUUGUUUGACAACAACCGUGACGGCACUGUUGACAUGAGGGAGAUACUUUGUGGGCUCUCCAGCCUCAGGAACUCACGAGGGGAUGAUGCUCUUCGACUCUGCUUCCAGAUGUACGACGCCGAUCGGUCGGGUUGCAUCAGCAAGGAAGAGCUGGCGUCAAUGCUACGAGCGUUGCCCGAGGAAUGCCUCCCCGGCGACAUCACGGAGCCGGGGAAGCUGGACGAGAUAUUCGACCAGAUGGACGCCAACAGCGACGGCAAGGUCACCUUCGACGAGUUCAAGGUCGCCAUGCAGAAGGACAGCUCCCUCCAGGACGUCGUCCUCUCUUCCCUGCGUCCGGUGCAGUAGACCAAGAUUCGUUUUUUCCCCCCUUCCUAUCAGAGCACUCAUGCAGCAACGCAACGAUAGCCUCCUGUCUGAUUUUUUUUCUCUCCCGGCCGGCUGCUUAAAAGCGCAGCGCAGACAGCCGUAGAUGCCGCGCUUUUGACUGUACUUUUGUUUCUCAAGUUUGCGUCAUUCCUGCCAUGUAUAACAGUCCAAAUAAUAUGGUGGUGAAUCCUGAAUCGGU